AUGGAUUUGAAUGAAUCAUUGGAAAACGAUAAUUUGCCGAAAUUUUCAUCUGCAAUUCAAAUAACACGACCAAAGUCAGCGUCUAAAACAGGAUCACCUUCAUUAACAAAUUCGCCAAUUAAUAAAAUUACAGUCGCUAAACUUGUUUUAAAGCCUGAAAAAUUGUCAGUAAUCAAUAAAGCAACCUCAUUAUCACCCAAAGAGAAACUUCAAAAAUCUCUUCAUGGAGUCGCCGAAAUGUCUCUUUUACCAUCGGAAGAUUCAUGGAUAAACAAGAAAAGUAAAAAUAUUGUUGAACUUGAAACGAAGACAAGGAAAUCAGAAAGUGAAAGAAAAACUUUGAACCAACAACAAUCAAGAUAUCGGCAACCAUCGAUAACCACAGAACGUCCAACAAAUAAAUCAACAACAAUGAAUGAAGCAUCGCGAAGAGAAGCUCGCAAAUUCAUGCAGAAACAGCGUGAAAAGCGAAAGUUGGAAACGAAGAAGGAAAUUGAUCAGUCAUUUAUCAUCAAGCAACGUUUGGAUGAGUUACGGAAAACCGUAAAAAAUGUAAUCGCAAAGAAGCCACAAAAAGACAAAAGUCAAGUCAAUAUAUCGCCACCGAGAAAUUAUUAUUCGAUGAGUAAUCACCACAUGAAAGAGAUCAAAGUGUUAAAACUUAAGCCGAUGUCAAAAGGGUCACAAAAAUCACCAAAUGUUGUUGAUCUUACACCAAGUGGAAAAGAAAGAAAAUCUGAUGAAAUUUAUGUUCCCAAAUCUUCUUCACCAGUAAAGUCAAAGCAGGAAGUAAAGUCAACAACAUCAUCACCAAUAAAACCUGCAAUAGUUUUAAAGAAACCUGAAAGUCCACUCAAAUCAUCCACUCAAAAUCGGGAAAUUAUUUCCAAAGUAAACAAGCCACAGCAACGAGUAUCACAAUCGAAGGAAAACGAAGAUCCAAGCAAUAAUAUAAAAUUGAAAGUUCCGGAUGUUAAAUUAAAUUAUAAGUCAAGUUAUCAAUCGAAUAAAGAACCGCAAACCAAUCUCGUUACAUGGCUUCAGAAUUCAAAUGUUCAACCUUAUCCUUAUAACUUUAUUUAUGCUGUAAGAAAGAAACUUCAAGCUUACAACGCAGCAAUGGAAAUCAAGAAGGGGAAAGAAUUAAAAUUGAAGAAAAUGGCAACAGAAAAAUUAAAUAAAAAUUCCAAACGUGACUUAAAAUCUCGUGAUGAAACUGAUAGAUCUGAACUUCAAUUACCAGUGACCAAAACUUCAGAUACGAAUGUGACAUCAUACGAGCAAGAAUUGGAAGCCAACACAAUUUCUGAAGUUAGUUCACUUCAAUCUGACAUGGUUUUGGUGAAGUCGAAGAGUGAAGAAAAUGAGAAUCCAGCCGAUAAUGAUGCUGACACAACAAUCAGCGAGUUGAUCUUUCAAUCUUUAAACGAUGACGCUUUUAUAGGCAAGAAGAGAGAAAGUUUGAACUCGGCUUUUGAUCGAACAUCGUUUGAUAAGAAAAUCUUACAUUUGAAACCGGAAGAAAUUUCGCCAAAUACAAUGGAAAAGCAAAAUAAGUUUUUAUCAGCAAAAACAGAACUUCCUGUACUGAAAAAACCUGAAAUUAUUCCUCAAAAUGAUUUCAAUAUCGUGGAGAAUCAAGAAGAUUAUCAAAAAAAAUUAGAUGAGUUUAAUCAAAGUCUUUCGAAUGUUAUUCAGUAUAACGAGCGAUUAACAAAAGAUUUGAACAGUAAAUCACCGUCAAGGACGAGUGAAACUUAUCACAACUACAAAAGUUCUUUCGAGGACAACGUUGAAACUGAAAGUGUCAAAACAAACGUCACAGCGCAACCUCCAACAUCAAAUCAAAGACAAGAAAGCGAAUCCAACAGUUUAAUAAAAACUUUCAUCGAAGAUUCAUUUAAAACUGAAGGUGAUGUAAUUGAAGACAAAGUAAUCGCAUAUGUUGAACCAGCACAAGAUGUUUCUAGUAACACCGCAAAAUUAACCGCAACAAACAUGGAUGAGUCAAGUUUGAAAAAUGAGAAAAAGGAAGAACUGGAAACAACGUUUGAAGAAAGCAAAUUACUUAACAUCUUCAAAUAUAACGAAUCGGAGACAUCUUUCAACAUCACGCUUACAGACAAUAACGAAAGCUUUGAAAAUCUCAUGAAUCAAUCGACGUCAGAGAUUAAAUCUUGGGAAAAAGCUUUAAUUGAUCGAGCACGUGGUCAAGUUGCAUGGCUUGAGUUACAGAAACAACAGUUUAAGAAGCAUGGACUGAUGGAUAAAGUUUCGACAAUUCGAAAGAAACAACGAGCGAUAUUGUUGCGUUUAGAGAAAGAAAGAAUGAAAAGAAAAGAAAUUCAUUUGAAAGAUCAAGAUUCGUUCUCAUUGAGUGAAAUAAAUGCAAGAGCAGACAUAGAAAGAAUUCUUCAAGAACGUGAACAAGAAAUCGAGAAACGACGAGAUCACAUUGAACAUCUUGUAAAGUGGCAAGAAAAACUUGAUCGAGCCGAAGCUAAAUUAAAGCAAAUGGAACAAGAACUUCUUGGUGAAAAUAAGAAGAAGUUGACGUCAAGCCCAAGGAAAAACAAUCACAAUAAUGACCUUCUCGAUCAGUCGUUACAAAUGGUAAAGUCAAUUGAUAAGAGUUUGAAAGUUUUAAAGAAUAUUCAGCCAGUGAAAGGCGAUGAAUUUGUCGAAGUUUCUGGUGAAAAACUCAACAAGUUGUGGCAACGAUUAACUGGCCUAGUUCAAAAUAUUUAUGACCCAAUCGACACUUACAAAUUAUCGAAAGAAGAUUUCGCAAAAUUUUAUGAAGAUGCGAAAGAAGUUGUGCUUCGAAGUGACAUGAAAGUAAUACUUGAGUCGUCGGUAAUCCCACAACAAAUGUCAAUGAAGAAUAAUAAAAAUGAAGAAGAUGAGUUGAGUGACAGUGACAACGAGCAUGAAAACGAAAACGAAAAUGAUAAUAAGUCAGAUGUAAGCACGAUGAAUUCAAUUAUGAAUAUUGAAACAGAAGAAGAAUAUCCAGGAAGUUUCUCAUAUGAUCAUCAAGAAACUGUAACAGCAACUGCGACAGAAACUGACAAAACAAAUGACGAUGAAUUACGUCAAAUGUUGGAAAAUCAAAUGAAAGUUUUUGUUGAUGUUAAGAAGACAGAAGAAGAUCAUGAAACGACACCGAUUGCUGUCAACACAACGUUUAAGAUUUCAGGAGAAUCGAAAGAAAAAAGUUUAUCACCAGAUGUGAAAAGUGAUCGAAACUCAGUCAUUAAUACUGAGUCAUUGUUGUCUGUAAAAGUUUCGUCAGCUGAUUCCGAUGGAUCGACGAUAAUUCCUGAAGUGAAUAUUCAAAUAACUGACAUGGAUGACGACAAUCCAAUUCACGAAGAACAACUCAUUGAAGACAUUUCCUUUCCCAACCUUGAUAUUUCUGGUAUGUCUGAAAGUACGCACCAUGAAGAACUCGAGAAUACUCGAAAGGAUCUCUCAACAAUUGCUGAGUGCUCUGAAUUUGAACAUUCACAAAAUACGAGCGAUGAAGAAAUUUCGUCUGAAGUUAUUUUGAGUCGUCACUCAAACGCAACAACAUCGACAAGUGAAGCAAAUUUGAAUUCUGAAAUUGAGAGACGAUUAUCAUCAAUCACUGAUAGUUUAGAAGAAGUCAAUGUUGCUUUCAAAAAGAUUGCUUUAAUUAAUCGUUCACCAAGUUCCAUUACUUACUCAACUGAUAAAGAUUUUAUUAGUUCGGAAAAGAUUUCAACAUCAACUGAAAAAAGUGAAACGAGAUCAGAAAUGGAAAGCGGAAGUCAAGUAAUGACUUCAACACCGGAAAUCGUCAAACAUCAUUCUGACGAUUUCAAUUAAAACGUAUAAAAGCAUUUGAUUUAUUAUUAAUUUAUAAUUUAUUUUUAUGUGUGGAAACAAACUUUACGAUUGAAUAAAAAUAUUUUUUUAUGUUACUCGUAAAUA
Messenger RNA from Clunio marinus, 3957 nucleotides. NCBI's taxonomy places the organism in Eukaryota, Metazoa, Arthropoda, Insecta, Diptera, Chironomidae. The record is from the annotation of a GenBank genome assembly.